Molecule: messenger RNA, 2082 nt
Organism: Somion occarium
Lineage: Eukaryota; Fungi; Basidiomycota; Agaricomycetes; Polyporales; Cerrenaceae
Source: the annotation of a GenBank genome assembly
ACCCAUCGCCGUAUUUAUCUCAUUCAUUCUAUCCAAUAUGCGUAGUUCGUUAUUCGGAUCCCUCGUCCUCGCUGCUACCCUCGUCUCUGCCGUUCCCGUCAUCGUUGAACGCGAGCCAGGUUUCCCCUCCUUCCCCAAGCCCGCUAAGGGUGGGAACGCUCAGACAGGCGACUCUGGAGACGCCAACGGCGGCGACGUCGUUAAUGAGGGUUGGAAGAUCAAGAACUACCCCUGGGCCAACGAAGCUGGCAAUGGCGGUUACACCAAGUCAGGAACUGCCGUGGGGGGUGACGGCAAAGGUGGAGGAGGCAACGCUAAGUCGGGAGACUCUGGUGACGCCAAUGGCGGUAGCGUCGGCAACUUUGGCGGCACCGUCAUCAACGGCAAGGGAGCUAACACGGCCGGCAACGGUGGUACCUCUAUCAGUGGGAACGCCUACGGCGGGAACGCUUGGAAGCGUGGAUACCCUUCCUUCCCUGGCUUCGACAAGUACAAGGACCAGGGUAAGGGUGGAAACGCUCAGACUGGCGACAGCGGCAACGUGAACGGCGGUGAUGUCGUCAACGAGGGUGGCUACAUCUGGAAUGGCUGGGGAGCCAACCAGGCCGGCAACGGUGGUUACACCAAGUCAGGAACUGCCGUGGGCGGUGACGGCAAAGGUGGUGGAGGAAAUGCCAAGUCAGGUAACUCUGGUGAUGCCAAUGGUGGAUCCGUCUACAACAGCGGCGGAUACAUCGAGAACGGACCAGGAGCUAACAAGGCCGGUAAUGGUGGUACUUCUAUCAGCGGAAACGCAUACGGCGGAAAUGCUUGGAAGCGUGGAUAUCCCUCCUUCCCUCAGUUCGGAAAGGGAGGUAAUGCUCAGACUGGUGAUUCCGGUGACGUGAACGGCGGAGAUGUCGUUAAUGACGGUUACAAGAUCUUCAACGGUCCCUUUGCCAACAAGGCUGGUAACGGUGGUUACACCAAGUCAGGAACUGCUGUAGGUGGUGACGGCAAGGGUGGAGGAGGCAACGCUAAGUCGGGAGACUCUGGUGAUGCUAACGGAGGCAGCGUCGGCAACUUUGGCAAGGUCGUAGUCAAUGACAAGGGAGCUAACAAGGCCGGUAACGGCGGCACCUCCAUCAGUGGAGACGCAUAUGGCGGAAAUGCCUGGAAGCGUGGAUAUCCUUCUUUCCCCAAGUUCGGCAAGGGAGGUAAUGCUCAAACUGGUGAUUCCGGUGAUGUGAACGGCGGAGAUGUUGUCAACGACGGCUACAAGAUCUUCAACGGUCCCUUCGCCAACAAGGCUGGUAACGGUGGCUACACCAAGUCAGGAACUGCUGUAGGUGGUGACGGCAAGGGUGGAGGAGGUAACGCCAAGUCAGGAGACUCCGGUGAUGCUAACGGUGGCAGCGUCGGCAACUUUGGCAAGGUCGUAGUCAAUGACAAGGGAGCUAACAAAGCUGGUAACGGCGGCACCUCUAAGAGUGGGGACGCAUACGGCGGGGAUGCCUGGAAGCGUGGCUACCCUUCUUUCCCCAAGUUCGGCAAGGGAGGUAAUGCUCAAACUGGCGACUCUGGAGACGUCAACGGAGGCGAUGUUGUCAACGAGGGUUGGAAGAUCUACAACGACCCCUUCGCUAACAAGGCUGGUAAUGGCGGUUAUACCAAGUCAGGAACUGCUGUAGGUGGUGAUGGCAAAGGUGGAGGAGGCAACGCUAAGUCGGGAGACUCUGGUGACGCCAAUGGCGGUAGCGUCGGCAACUUUGGCGGCACCGUCAUCAACGGCAAGGGAGCCAACCAAGCUGGCAACGGCGGUACCUCUAUCAGCGGAAAUGCGUAUGGCGGAAAUGCAUAUGCUUAGACAAACCGUCCAUUCUUUUCUUUAGACCACGCUUAGUACUUCUUACUUCCUCCAAAAGCUUAUAGCGUCACCCUCAUUUGUCUGACGUUACGAUCGGCAUGUACUUUGAAUUGCAAUCACUGAACCUUGUUUCCCUUGUUACAAACGAGCCUAUCAGUUCUCAGUUUUCUCAUCGGCAGUGAGAACCUCAGGCGUGCUUUCAAGUAAAAUUAAAUUAAAAAAACGUUUUGAAACCA